AAUUAAAGAAAAAAGAAAAAAGAAAAAAGAAAAAAGAAAAAAACGAAAAAGAAAAACGAAAAAAGAAAUAAGAAAAAUCACUAAACACUCUGCAAAAAUCAAAAUCCGUUUGUCUUAAAUCGGUGACAGACAGUCAUCGCCGACGCCCAAUUUUUUGUCCUUCGUCAGAAAAGUCGAUCGCUCUCCCAAUCUCCAUCAAAAAUUCCCCAAAUUCGAACAUCAAAAACCCUUAUUCCACCCUAAUCUUAUCAUUUCCAUUAUUACCGUUGUAGCGAAUUUCGGCAUCACAUCGCAAUUAAAAGCAUCUGCGAAAUCAUUACAUACAUUCGCCUCUUCGAUCCAGAUUUCACCAAUUUACAUCUCACUUAAGUAACUAUUAAAAUUCGAUUUGUUUUUUCGAUGUUGUGAUUGUGUCCAAAUCAAUGAUUUGAUAGAAUUUCGGUAGAUUGGGGUUUUGGAAGUUGAAAUGGCGGCACAAAACCAAGGAGAUCUGUUUGAUGCUUAUUUUAAGAGAGCAGAUUUGGAUCGAGAUGGUAGGAUUAGUGGUCAGGAAGCUGUUGCUUUCUUUCAAGGCUCUAAUUUGCCGAAACAAGUUCUUGCUCAGAUCUGGACGUAUGCUGAUCAAAAUCGAACAGGAUUCCUUGGCAGAGCAGAAUUCUAUAAUGCUCUUAAGCUUGUGACAGUCGUACAGAGUAAACGCGAUUUAACUCCUGAGCUUGUCAGGUCAGCUCUAUAUGGCCCAGCUUCAUCGAAAAUACCAGCACCACAAAUCAGUUUCCCUGCUGCAUCUGCUCCCCAUUCAAAUGCUCCUGGAGUAACCCCUCCUGCAUCUCAGACGAACAAUGCUGCUCCUAUUGCCUCUCAAAAUCCAGGGCAUAGAGGAGUACCAGUGUUGCCAAAUGCCAACUUCCGUCAGCAGAAUAACCAAUCACCAGUUGGUGGGUUAGUGAGACCGGAAAAUGCAGUUUCUGGUGUAGGUACACAACCUGUACAAGGAGGUGGUUUUCAAGGAUUUUCUGGGGGAACUCCUUCAUUGAGCCCAAACCUACCUAAUUCUAAAGUUUUGAAUCACGCAGGAGUUACAAAUGGAGGAAAAUCACCAUCUGGAAAUAAUCAUUUGACAAACCAGCCUGGGGUUUCUUUGACAGCAGGGCCAGUGGGUUCUUUGCCACCUAAGCCAUUGGAUAGUGUAGGAUCUUUUAUUACGCAACCCAAACCACAUGUUCCACAAAAUGGGUUACCUCCCGGUUCCUUUUAUGGAGGUGAUGCAUUCUCUGCAGUUUCUUCACCGGUCAAAAAAGAUGGUUCUGUCACUAACCCAUCUGCUGACAGCAUACCAGUUCCUUCAACAUAUGUUCCAGAUUCAGCUGGCAACCGGCCUUCCUCUAAACCAGCCAUUUCUGCUGCACCAAAAUCACUCACUGCAGCUUCUGUCAGUGGACAGCAUAUAAACUUACCAUCUCAAGGAAGGCAGAAUCAGCAAGUUCGGGCCGAGAAUAUUGCUCCUCAUGGUGCGGCUGCUUCUUCGCUUCAUAGCACUACAGGAACUCAACCCCAAUUCAAUUGGCCAAGAGUGACCCAUACUGAUCUGCAGAAAUACACCAAAGUAUUCAUGGAAGUAGAUACGGAUAAAGAUGGGAAAAUAACUGGGGAACAGGCACGCAACCUCUUUCUAAGUUGGAGACUGCCAAGAGAGGUCUUAAAGCAGGUGUGGGACCUGUCUGAUCAGGAUAAUGACAGCAUGCUUUCUCUCAGGGAAUUCUGCAUUGCACUUUACCUUAUGGAAAGAUACAGGGAAGGGCGUCCUCUUCCAGCAGUGCUUCCGAGUAGUGUGGUGCUUGAUUUUCCUGCAAGUGUUCAACCAGCAGGCGGAUAUGGUAAUGUAGCAUGGGUUCAUACGGCUGGUUUCCAGCAACCAGCAGUAGCACCUGCCACAGCUCCUAGACCAACUGCACGUCCGACUGGAAAGCCGCCGUUGCCUGUUAGUGCUCAUAUAUCACACGACGAUAGAAUGCCUCCUAAACCACCAAAAGCCAAAGUACCAACAUUAGAGAAACACCUAGUAGAUCAGCUGAGUGAGGAGGAGCAGAAAUCACUUAAUUUGAAAUUCCAGGAGGCAUCAGAGGCCAAUAAAAAAGUUGAAGAACUGGAGAAAGAAAUAAAAGAAUCAAGAGAGAAAACGGAGUUCUUCCGAGUUAAGAUGCAAGAGCUUGUUCUCUACAAGAGUAGAUGUGACAGUCGCUUUAAUGAAGUUUCAGAAAGAGCUGCUGCAGAUAAGCAUGAGGUUGAGUCUUUGGCUAAGAAAUAUGAAGAGAAGUAUAGACAAGCAGGUGAUGUGGCUUCUAGGUUGACAAUCGAAGAAGCGACGUUCCGUGACAUUCAGGAGAGGAAAAUGGAGAUGUAUCAAGCAAUUGUAAAGAUGGAGCAGGAUGGCACUGAUGAGAACCUUCAGGUUCAUGCCGAUCGUAUCCAAUCUAGUUUGGAGGAAUUAGUUAAAUCUCUCAGUGAACGUUGCAAGAAAUAUGGACUACGCGCGAAACCAACCACACUUGUUGAGCUUCCUUUUGGAUGGCAGCCUGGUAUCCAGGAGAGUGCUGCUGAUUGGGAUGAAGAUUGGGAUAAAUUUGAAGACGAAGGCUACACUUUUGUGAAGGAAAUGACUCUCGACGUGCAGAAUGUCAUUGCACCACCAAAAACAAAAGUCAAGGUUGCCAAGAAACAGAUAAGUUUGGCUGCUGAGGGUGAAAUAUCUAUUCUUACCUCAGAUACUGAAUCCAAACCUUUGAAGCCUGCCGGAGCGGAUGGCGAGGUGACUGAAAAUGGUGUAGUUGGCUCCUCUAAAGCUGAUGACAUGGUAAAAAGUCCAGUUUUUAGUCCUUCAGGUAGAAGUUCACUUGGAAGUCCACAUGAUGGUUCCAACGACAACCAUUUCAGAGAGUCUGGAGGUGUAGAUUCCUCACCUCGUGCCAAUGAACCUCAGAGUGACCUUGGGAAUGCUGAUGUUUCUGUUUACGGAGAAAAGAGUUCUGAUAAGCCAUCGCAGGUCAUAUUUGAUGUUACUGAUGACUCUGAUUCGAUGUGGGAUUCCUCAAAGGAUAUGGAUCGUGAAAAGCAUAUUGAUGAUUUGUUUGGACAUGGUCAGUGGACUCUGCCUCCUAUCAGGACUAGUUCUCAGACUGAGGACUUCCUGCCCAAGAAAGGCAUAUUUGCGGAGUCUGUACCAGGCACACCAGCUGAGAGCUUUUUGCCCAAAAAGAGCCUAUUUGCAGAUUCUGUUCCCGGUACUCCUGCUGAUGGCUAUUUUCCUAAACAGAGCAUUUUUGCAGAUUCUGUUCCAAGCACACCACUUUAUGGGUCAAGUUAUUCUCCACAGAAGUAUGGUGAAGGACCAGAGCAUGGUCUCAACUUUUCUAGGUUUGAUUCUUUCAGAUCGAUCGAUAGUGGGUUCCAGCCCGAAGAAAGGCUAUCUCGAUUUGAUUCCAUGCGCAGCACUGGAGAAUUUGACUCACAAGAUGACAAAUCAUUUCAGCAAAGGGAUACAUUUGCACGGUUUGAUUCUAUGCGAAGUACUAAUAAUGAUUUUGAUUAUGGGGAUCGGUAUACGUCAUUUGAUGAUACAGACCCUUUUGGUUCUGGACCAUUCAAGUCAUCAUUUGGUAAUGAAACUCCUAGGAGGGACUCCGAUGCUUUUGGAUCUAGUGCAUUUAGUUCUUCGUUUGGAAAUGAAACCCCAAGGUCAGAGUUAGAUGCAUUUGGUUCUGUUGGGCCUUUUAGGUCAUCAUCUAUGGCCAAUGAAACUCCCAGAGCAGAUUCAGAACUUUUUGGGUCUGCGGUGCCUUUCCAGUCAUCACUAGGCAGUGAAACACCAAGAGCAGACGCUGACCCUUUUGGUUCAGUUGGGCCUUUCCGGUCAUCUUGGGGCAGUGAAACUCCAAGAUCAGAGGCUGACCCUUUUGGUGGGCCUUUCAAGUCAUCACUGGGCAGUGAAACACCCAGAAGAGAAUCAGACUAUUUUGGUUACUCUGGUUCAUUCAAAUCUUCUUUUGGCAGCGAGACACCUAGGGGUGAAUUUGAUUCUUAUGGGUUCGGCGGACCAUUUAGUUCGUCAAUGGUAAGUGAAACGCCACGGGGAGACUUGGAUGCAUUUGGUUCUUCUGGGCCAUUUAAGUCUACUAUGGAUAGUGAAACCCCUAAAGGACACACAAAUAGUUGGAGCGCGUUCUAGAAAAUAGUAAGUUUGUAUGUGACACUCCAUUUUUCUUCAAUUUGAUGCUGGGAAGAACUUUGCUUAGAGAUGCUAAGGAAUGCUUCAUCUGGGAUCUCUAAAAGCUACGCAUUCUGCAGGUUCCGUAUCUGCCAAGUUCUGUCAGUGAUGUAUGAGCCGAGACAUUCCUGCAUCGAUCUUUUCCUGCUGGUGUAUUUCUUGAUUUUUCCCCUCUGUAAAAAUUCUCCUCUAUCAUAUAUAUUUUCUUGGAGGGUUUUCCGGGUGUGCAAAAUUUUUGCUAUUACGUUUUUCUUGUUGAUGCGAACUACGGGAAAUCUUGUGAUUUUCUUCCCUCUUUGCCAAUAUUGUGGUGUUUGUAAUGUGAAUAUAGUGGGCUGGCGUUGUAGUAGCAGCUCGUGUUUGUUAUUCUUUACAGUGAUCUGAAAAAUCGGACUGUGUUAUGAAUUAUGAUACUGUAGUGUAGCAGUGGAUACUGAUUUUGCA
Molecule: messenger RNA, 4708 nt
Organism: Amaranthus tricolor (Joseph's coat)
Lineage: Eukaryota; Viridiplantae; Streptophyta; Magnoliopsida; Caryophyllales; Amaranthaceae
Exons: 13
Coding region: 467-4225 (1252 amino acids)
Biological process (GO): endosomal transport; endocytosis
Cellular component (GO): cytoplasm; plasma membrane; nucleus
Molecular function (GO): protein binding; calcium ion binding
Source: RefSeq, a predicted model, not a curated record